AGCAGAUUACCGCGGCAGUACGUUGGAGGAAGUCAUUUGCUCUUGGAAAUUGUCGCUACAAAAUGACAAUGUUAAAAUACGUUUUUUGUUUUGCUAUUUUGGCUGUGUCGCUGAGGAAUGUUAAAACCCACAUUAGCCAGGAAACCGAGGCGGCACUUAUGGAUUUUAUGCGUGACGCCGUGGUUGAGUGCGCUAAGGAUUUCAGUUUGAAUGUGGAUGACCUCAAGGAACAGCAUAAAUCUAAGGAUAGUCUUGACGGUGUAGAUAAAUGCUUCGUCGGUUGUAUUCUAAAGAAGAAGGGUGUGAUAAACGAAGGGGGUAAAUAUGACCUCGACAGAGGACUUGAAAUAAUGAGGGAAUUAAUAGCAAAUGACGACGAUUACAAGGUCCUGGAAACCACUUCAAAAGAUUGCGUUUCUGUGAACGACGAAACAGUGAGUGACGGGGAUAAGGGAUGCGACAGAGCUUUUCUUCUUAUGGCCUGCUUAAAGAAGGAAAAGGAAGGGACCAAAUAAGGCGGGGACCCUGUUUUGACAAGAUGCACAAUAUAACUCCAUGGACAAAAAGAUUAUAGUUUAGUUUGAAGUUUUUGCUAAAAUAAAUCUAUGUUGAUUUUUCAAAG
Molecule: messenger RNA, 622 nt
Organism: Hyposmocoma kahamanoa
Lineage: Eukaryota; Metazoa; Arthropoda; Insecta; Lepidoptera; Cosmopterigidae
Exons: 5
Coding region: 63-515 (150 amino acids)
Biological process (GO): sensory perception of smell
Molecular function (GO): odorant binding
Source: RefSeq, a predicted model, not a curated record